Molecule: messenger RNA, 411 nt
Organism: Postia placenta MAD-698-R-SB12
Lineage: Eukaryota; Fungi; Basidiomycota; Agaricomycetes; Polyporales; Adustoporiaceae
Exons: 4
Coding region: 1-411 (136 amino acids)
Biological process (GO): deadenylation-dependent decapping of nuclear-transcribed mRNA
Cellular component (GO): Lsm1-7-Pat1 complex; P-body
Molecular function (GO): RNA cap binding
Source: RefSeq, a predicted model, not a curated record
AUGGAUUCUUUGAUACCUUUCACCACCUCGGGGUCUCUUGUAGACUGCGUCGACAGAAAGAUGCUGGUCGUCCUGAGAGAUGGUCGAAAACUACAGGGCGUAUUACGGUCUUAUGAUCAGUUCGCCAACCUGGUCCUAGAGGAUACAGUUGAACGCAUAUACUUUCGGGAUCUCUUUGCGGAGACAUGGCGAGGGCUAUUCCUCAUUCGAGGCGAAAACGUAGUGCUGCUUGGUGAAGUCGACCUCGACCAAGAAGACGAUGUUCCAUUGCGGCAAGUGGCAUGGAAUGAACUGGAGCCAUAUUACCAGCAGGAGCUUGCAGCGAAGAGAAUACGUGAAGAAACGAAAGCGCAAGUGUUGUUCGAGCAGAAGGGAUUCUGCAAGGAAGGUGGAGAAGGCGACGGAUACUGA